Molecule: messenger RNA, 2227 nt
Organism: Gymnogyps californianus (California condor)
Lineage: Eukaryota; Metazoa; Chordata; Aves; Accipitriformes; Cathartidae
Gene: ASB2
Product: ankyrin repeat and SOCS box containing 2
Exons: 10
Coding region: 284-2227 (647 amino acids)
Biological process (GO): intracellular signal transduction
Molecular function (GO): protein binding
Source: RefSeq, a predicted model, not a curated record
GGAUUCUGCCGUGCAUCUUCAAACAGGAAAUCUGAGAUUCAGAACAACUUAUAUUUUGGCUUGUAUUCGCUGAUCAUGGGGUGAUCCAGAAAUAAACUCCAGGCUUCAAAGUGAGAGUGUUUCAAAGCUGUCCUGCAGUUGAUCGAAACAUCCAGGCAAAGCAGGGAGAUGAAUACCAGCGAGGAUUUUCUGAAUUAAGACUUAAUCAAGGAGAUAACCUGUUUCAACAGUAUUAUUACCCUUUUAUUUCAGAACAAAAAGGAAAGAAAAAAAAAAAAAGAAAAUGGCUACAACAGCAGCAAAUACUCAAAGACAAACGAUAGACUGUGAGGAAUACAGUCUGUACAGUAGCUUGAGUGAAGACGAGCUUAUAAAGAUGGCCAUCCAGCAGAGCUUGGAAGAGGACCCCGCGGGUCAGCCAGCUGCCCAGAGCCACCAGAAGUCGAUGGUGGCAGGCCCCGGCGAGGCGGCCACCCCCAGCCGCGCCAGCAGCCACAACCCGCCCUACCACAUCUACCCUUGGCAAAGACUGGCGGCCCAGCCGAGAGGCCGUGCUCAGCCGUCCAGCUCGGGGGCAGCCUGGGGGGUCAGGCGAAGGUACGACGGCAGCCUGUUCAACACAUCCCAGCCCGUAGAACUUGACCCUGUAGUGGCAGCAAUCAAGGAUGGAGAUGAAAAAGCAGUAUGCAACAUGAUGAAAUCAGGAAAAGACCUUUCUGAACCUAAUAAGGACGGCUGGAUACCCCUCCAUGAAGCUGCGUACUACGGCCAAGUGGGUUGCCUGAGCCUGUUGCAAAAAGCAUACCCCGGCACAAUUGACCAGCGCACCCUCAAUGAGGAGACGGCUCUCUACCUGGCCACCAGCCGGGGCAACCUGGACUGCCUGCUCACCCUGCUGCAGGCUGGGGCUGAGCCCGACAUCUCCAACAAGGCCAGAGAAACGCCGCUUUACAAAGCAUGUGAGCGCAAGAAUGCAGAGGCCGCAAGACUCCUGGUACAGUACAAUGCUGAUACCAACCAUCGUUGCAAUCGAGGAUGGACUGCUCUCCAUGAGGCUGUCUCCCGAAACGACCUCGAGAUUAUUGAUAUACUUGUGAAAGGGGGUGCCAAGAUUGAGUCUGCAAACGCCUAUGGGAUCACUUCUUUAUUUGUCGCAGCUGAGAGUGGGCAGUUGGAAGCUUUGAGAUACCUCGCAAAAUGUGGUGCUGAUAUAAAUACUCAAGCCAGUGAUAAUGCCUCUGCUCUUUAUGAAGCCUGUAAAAAUGGACACGUACCUAUUGUGGAGUUUCUUUUGUCCCAUGGAGCAGAUGCUAACAAAGCCAAUAAGGAUGGCCUGUUACCUCUUCACAUAGCAGCCAAAAAAGGAAUUUGCGAGAUUGUCUCCAUGCUGAUCCCUGUGACCAGCCGCACCCGCGUCAAGCGUAGUGGCAUCAGCCCCCUGCACUUAGCGGCUGAACGCAACAAUGAUGAUAUCUUGGAAGAGCUGAUUGAUGCUGGCUACGAUGUCAACACCGCCCUCUCCAAUGAACGGUCCUGCCUUUACGAGGACAGACGCACCACCCCCCUCUAUUUUGCUGUUUUUAACAACAACAUCUAUGCCACAGAGCUACUGCUGCAAGCCGGAGCCAACCCCAAUGUUGACCUCAUUAACCCAUUACUCAUCUCCAUCCGCCAUGGUUGCCUGAAGACCAUGAAACUGCUCCUUGACCAUGGAGCAAACAUUGAUGCCUAUAUAUCAAGCCAUCCCACCGCAUUUCCAGCUACCAUCAUGUUUUCAAUGAAGUACCUUUCCGUGCUGAAGUAUCUCCUGGAUCUGGGCUGUGAUGCAGGUUCCUGUUUUGAGUGUCAGUACGGAAACGGCCCACACCCUGCAUUAAAUUACAGACGGGACAGACUUAAUGAUCCUCAGCUGUCCAAGGAGCCAACUGUGGUACAGUUUUGUGAAAUGGUGUCUACUCCAGAGAUAAGUCGCUGGGCCGGGCCGAUCAUCGAUGUUCUCCUGGAUUAUGUGGGUAACGUGCAGCUCUGUUCCCGGCUCAAGGAGCAUAUUGACAGCUAUGAGGACUGGGCUGUCAUUAAAGAAAAAGCAGAGCCCCCACGACCUCUUUCCCAUCUUUGCCGCAUCAAGGUACGAAGCCUGGUUGGAAGAAACCGCAUUAAACUUCUUGACACCUUGCCUCUCCCGGACAGACUGAUUCGAUACUUACAGCAUGAUUACUCACAGUGA